Messenger RNA from Prosopis cineraria, 1975 nucleotides. Its product is annotated as malate dehydrogenase, chloroplastic-like. Bases 461 to 1687 code for a protein of 408 amino acids. The record is from RefSeq and is a predicted model, not a curated record. Gene Ontology annotation, molecular function: L-malate dehydrogenase (NAD+) activity. Gene Ontology annotation, cellular component: cytoplasm; mitochondrion. Gene Ontology annotation, biological process: malate metabolic process; tricarboxylic acid cycle. The transcript has 2 exons. NCBI's taxonomy places the organism in Eukaryota, Viridiplantae, Streptophyta, Magnoliopsida, Fabales, Fabaceae.
CAGAGGAGAUAUAAUUUAUUGGGUAGAUUCUGGGGACAAAGGGAAAUAGAUUCCAUUAUAAACAACGUUAGCUUUGCAUUUGAAGGAAACAUGGAUUUGUACGAAGCUCACAGGUGGAGUUUUCAAGCGUGAAGAGGCUCACAUUUGCUUCGUUAAAACCCACCACUUUCCCUCUCUUUCCCUAUUUUGUAUUCAUUAGUCGUUAUUAGCUUGAAUUCUAGGCUAUCCCAGGUUUGACUCGUCCCCCUGGUUCUCUUCAGCACUCUGUCUCUCGUUUAUUCAUUUCCCAGGAUCUGAAUCGAUUUGUCUUUGAGAUCUCUUCUUUCAACUGCUUUAUUUUUUCGAUGUUAAAUUCGCUAUAAGUUGCGGCACCAAAUUUGGUCAUGUUAAUCUUGUUGAAAGUUUGUACCGUUCGGGAGGUUGGAGCUCCCUCUACUUUCCGGGGUUAACGGACAUUGAGAUGGCUGCAGCAUCAGCAGCAACCUUUACAACUGGAUCGGCCACCUCCCUCAGCCAAAGAGGGAGCUCGCUUCCCCAGUCAAUACCCUUUGAUUUGAGGUUCAAGUCUCAAAACUUCUGUGGUCUCAAGGCAUCAUCCAUCAUUAGCUGUGGGGCAGAAACAUCCUUCUUGGGCAAGGAAACUUGUGCUGCUUUGAGGGCAUCUUUUGCACCCAAAGCUCAAAAGCCAGACCAAAACCUCCAGUACCACUUGCAGCCCCAAGCUUCCUACAAAGUGGCAGUUCUUGGUGCUGCUGGAGGAAUUGGUCAACAUUUAGCUCUUCUGAUCAAGAUGUCCCCAUUAGUUUCUGACCUUCAUCUGUAUGAUAUUGCCAAUGUCAAGGGAGUCGCUGCUGAUCUCAGUCAUUGCAAUACUCUCUCACAAGUCAAGGAUUUCACUGGAGCUUCUGAGUUAGCAAACGCUUUGGAUGGUGUAGAUGUAGUUGUCAUCCCUGCUGGAGUUCCAAGAAAACCUGGCAUGACUCGUGAUGACCUUUUCAACAUCAAUGCUGGCAUUGUGCGAGACUUAGUUUCCACUGUUGCAGAUAACUGCCCUGAUGCUUUUAUUCAUAUUAUAAGUAACCCAGUAAAUUCUACCGUUCCCAUUGCCGCUGAAGUUCUGAAACAGAAGGGCGUCUAUGAUCCUAAGAAGCUCUUUGGAGUUACUACCUUGGAUGUAGUGAGGGCAAACACAUUUGUUGCUCAGAAGAAGAACCUGAAGUUGAUUGAUGUUGAUGUCCCAGUUGUGGGGGGUCAUGCAGGGAUCACCAUUCUUCCUCUGUUGUCAAAGACCAAACCUACCGUAAGCUUUACUGAUGAAGAAAUCCAACAGUUAACUGUCAGGAUUCAGAAUGCUGGAACGGAAGUUGUGGAAGCUAAGGCAGGUGCCGGAUCUGCCACUUUGUCAAUGGCAUAUGCAGCAGCUAGAUUUGUGGAAUCAUCUCUUCGUGCACUUGAUGGAGAUGGGAAUGUGUAUGAGUGCACUUAUGUGCAGUCAGAAGUGACUGAGCUCCCAUUCUUUGCUUCAAGGGUAAAGCUGGGAAGGAAAGGGGUGGAAGCUUUCAUAACAUCUGACCUCCAAGGGUUGACUGGGUAUGAGCAGAAGGCAGUGGAAGCACUUAAACCAGAACUUAAGGCUAGCAUUGAGAAGGGAAUUGAUUUUGCUUCAAAACAAGCAGUUACUACCUAAGCGUCCUUUGAAGAAAGAAGAUUUAUUGAAGAAUAAGCACUACUUACAGAGCCUUAUGAAGAUUUGUUGUAGGCUUGUGGCAUCAAUCAUUCUAGGCAUCACUUCAGCUGGUCUUGUUGGGCUGGAGUCAUCUUUGUUGUGGGGUGAUAUACAGUAUACACAACAAAUCAAACAAGUCUUGAUUCAUAGAACUAUAAAUUACUUCCUUACAUACUGAUGGUAGCGUUACAUCAGGCAUUAUUAUAUGCCAUUUCUUGAUCAAAUAAAUUAGUAAUGUUACAGCCCAAA